AGAUGCUGCCAUUAUAUGAUAGUGAGAACCUCUGAAUACUACCGUACCGCGAUCGGUAAUUUUAUUACCUAUUGUUUUUUCAUACCUCUCCAAUACAGAAGGGCAACUCUUUUGACCUUUCCAAUCACACGUGAUUAGGACCCAAUUGUAGAAUCCCCUUAGCCCUUAUCAAGAUGUCUACGGAUAUUGCGACCUCAGACUAUCUUGCCAUACGCAACAUUGCUUUUGAAUGGUCUGAAAGCUAUGACAACAAGGACUGGGAACGGCUCCAAAAGAUCCUUGCCCCCUCAAUACGGCUUGACUUUCGUAGCCUUCGAGGCGAGUUACACGAGAACUUGUCUCCAGAUGAGUAUGUCGCUAUCCUCUCAAGCACGAAGCUGUUGGGCGACCCGCGAAUGAAAACCCAACACUUCCUGGGCGCGUCGAAAUGGGAGCGUUUGAAUGAUGGGUCGGUAAAAGUUGAUCAUCAGAUUCGGGUGGCGCACCAGCGCUAUAAGAAUGAGGAUCUUGCAGAGGUAGUAAAUAAGGGGCAUGGACAUGGGGUGACGCAGCACUUUUAUAGGAAGUUCAAUGAGACGUGGAAACUAGUUGGUGUUGCGCCAAGCCUGAACUGGUUUGAAUACGAUCUAUUCGGGACGCUUAACCCGCCGGAUUAGGGAUCUUAAUGGUAUGUUUUGCCGUUGCGAUAUUGAGGGGGGGAGGGAGUAAAAAAUGCUAGAGUAAUUGAGUGCGGUGAGCCUUUGUGUUACUUAUGUAUCCCGCACUUAGGCUAGAAGGGUUUUUAAGGAGAGUCACACGAUUCUACUAGACCACAAUCUGGAUUCUUGUUGUUAGUUGGAUAUAUACUUCAGUCAAUCCUGUUGUCAC
Lindgomyces ingoldianus is the source of this 867-nucleotide messenger RNA. RefSeq names its product scytalone dehydratase. Gene Ontology annotation, biological process: melanin metabolic process. Gene Ontology annotation, molecular function: scytalone dehydratase activity. The record is from RefSeq and is a predicted model, not a curated record. NCBI's taxonomy places the organism in Eukaryota, Fungi, Ascomycota, Dothideomycetes, Pleosporales, Lindgomycetaceae. The transcript is spliced from 2 exons. Bases 174 to 656 code for a protein of 160 amino acids.